Messenger RNA from Schistosoma guineensis, 1359 nucleotides. The record is from the annotation of a GenBank genome assembly. Lineage: Eukaryota; Metazoa; Platyhelminthes; Trematoda; Strigeidida; Schistosomatidae.
AUGCCUUGUAUACUUUAUUGUCUUUUCUGGUUUUAUUUCCUUGCGGUCACCUGGUUCUUUUGGAGUUCGGUAGUGUCGGCAUGUUUUAAAAUCCAGAUUAUCCAACACUUGUAUAUUUCUAUGUUGGAUAGACUGUUUUCCUACGCCGCCUCGGCUGUCACAGUAAAGGACGACAUUAAGAGAAUAAGGAGUGUUGACAGUUUUGAAAACCUUGAUACGUAUGAUGAUGAUUUGAUUGAAAGGGACAUUCAACUAACUGAAGGAGGUGUAAAGGUUAAAGAUCAUCUUGUUCCAGAUCAAAAAGGAUUCAGAUUAUACUACCCAACCUACUUAGUUAAAUGUGGGAUAGAGGCUAUUAUAGAAGAUUCUGUCACCAAGAGAUUCACAGCUGCAGAGUUAAGAGUAUGGAAUUUCUUGAGUCGCAACCAGAGUUAUGUAUAUGCCAAGAGAGAUAACCAUACCACCCUAAUGAUGCUAUGGCUUGUGGGCCUCAUUGUUCGCUAUGUAAUAUUCCUGCCGUGCAGACUUGUUGUUUUCCUCUCUUCAGUUUUCUUAAUAUGGAUUUUAGGCGCUGUGGCUCGGAAGCUUCCUCCUUCACGGUUUAAAAACUGGUUAUCUACCGAAGGAAUCCAGGCAGCCGUACGGCUUAAUUUGUGUUCAUACUCCGCUGUUAUUCGUUUCCACAACAGAGAAAACCGCCCUAAAGCAAAUACAAUUUGUGUCGCCAAUCACACGACACCGUUUGAUUGGUGCAUUUUGGCCUCAGACGUUACCUACGCUGUUGUUGGGCAAAAGCAUGGAGGAUUUUUUGGUUUUGUUGAACGGGUAAUCUCGUGUGCUGUGCCUGCCGUUUGGUUUGAUCGUGAGGAAAUUUUAGAUCGUCUUUCUACAGCUAAAAGGCUAAAAAACCACGCAGCUACACCGAAUGCUGAACCUAUUCUAAUUUUUCCAGAAGGUACUUGUAUCAACAAUACAUCAGUCAUGAAAUUCAAGAAAGGUUGUUUUGAAGUGGGCGCUGAAAUUCAUCCUGUUGCAAUCAGAUACAAUCCAUUAUUCGCUGACUGUUUUUGGAACAGCAGCCUAGAUAGUUUAUUCCAGUACAGUUUAAAAAUAAUGACAUCAUGGGCUAUUAUGGUAGAUGUUUGGUAUUUACCACCCACUAGAAAAUUAGAUCAAGAAGAUUCGAUUGCAUUUGCAAGACGUGUACAGUAUAGUAUUGCACAAUGUGGCGGUAUGAUUGGAAUGGAUUGGGAUGGUGAAUUAAAACGAAACAGACCAAAAGACACAUUGAAACAUGCACAACAAAAAUAUGUUAGUCAAUAUGUCAUACCUGCUGACUCACAUUCAUCCUCUACAUAA